GCGCCUCGGGACACGAGAAGGCCGGCGGCCGAAGCAAAGCAUCUCCCGUCCGUCCCCUUCCCCACGCGCGCACAGCGUGCUAGCCAGGAGCAAGCACGGCACUAGCCACUAGCUAGAGCGCACGAGCGCGGGGAUGGAAUCCAGCCGGUGGCCGCGGUCGGCAAGGCAGCGCGGCGACAGGCCGAUUCCUUCCUUGCCGCUCGCCUUGCCCCCACACCCCUUUAACCGCACGCCACCUUACCCGAACCCAGCCAUGGUUGCCAAGCCGCCGCAGCCGCAGCAGCAGCAGAAGAAGAUCGAGGCGGAGGCAUGGACGACGCGUCCCUCGAGCACACGCCCACCUGGGUCGUGGCCGCCGUCUGCCUCGUCAUCGUCUCCGUCUCCCUCGCCGCCGAGCGCUUCCUCCACUACCUCGGCAAGGCAUUAAAACAUAAGCAGCAGAAAACAUUGUAUUCAGCUCUACAGAGACUAAAAGAAGAGUUAAUGCUUCUUGGAUUUAUUUCCUUCAUCCUGAGUCUCUCACAGAGUUUUAUUGUUCACAUCUGCAUUCCCGAAACCGCUACACAUUUCAUGCUUCCAUGCAAGAGAGAGAAUCACAAAGUUGUUGAAGAAGGUGCCAUAGUUUGCAAGAAAAAGGGUGAUGUCCCCUUUCUAUCACUGGAGGCAUUGCAUCAGCUGCACAUAUUCAUAUUUGUACUUGGCUUGGUCCAUGUGGUUUUCUGCGCUACAACAAUAUUUCUUGGUGGAGCGCAGAUAAGAAGAUGGAAGCAUUGGGAGACUGGAAUUCACCGAGAUAUACAAAAGAAACUUGAAGUACUGCAAACAGAUAUUGUAGGAAAUGCUACACCAUUGCAUGUUUUGCUACGCCGUAAUCACCAGCGUGAAUUGGUCAGUGAGCGAACAGAGGGAUUUUGGAAGCAGCUGGCUGUUGUGAGCUGGAUUAUUGCGUUCUCGAAGCAAUUUCAUGAUUCUGUGGGUAAAUCAGAUUAUGAAGCGCUUAGAUCAGCAUUCGUCUUAAUACACUACCCAAGCCACCCAAACUUUGAUUUCCACAAGUACAUGACCCGUGCCCUUGAGCAUGACUUUAAGAGGGUUGUUGGUAUCAGCUGGUACCUGUGGCUUUUUGUCAUCCUUUUCCUUUUGCUGAAUAUAAAUGGAUGGCACACAUACUUCUGGUUAGCUUUCUUGCCUCUAUUUCUCCUGCUUGUUGUUGGCGCAAAGCUGCAGCACAUUAUUACCCGAUUAGCUCAAGAGGCAGCGGCAUCGUUAGCAGAUAAAACAAACCAAGUCCCGAAUAUAAAGCCAUCCAAGGAGCAUUUCUGGUUUGGGAAACCUUCAAUUGUCCUUCAUUUGAUCCAUUUCAUCCUAUUCCAGAACGCCUUCGAGAUUGGUUUUUUCUUCUGGGUCUUGGUAACAUAUGGGUUCGAUUCAUGCAUCAUGGAGAAGAAGGCUUACGCCAUCUCCAGACUUGUUAUUGGUCUGAUCAUCCAGGUGGUGUGCAGCUACAUCACCCUGCCAUUAUACGCCAUCGUCACCCACAUGAGCGGAGACAUCAAGCUGCAAGCGCUGGGCUCGGGCCUCCACGAGUCCGUGGCGAACUGGGCCACGGGUGCCCGGAAGAGGGGCCGCUCGGAGACGAGCCUCCGGAACUCGCUCACCUUGAAGAAGACCGGCGCCACGGAUCCCGUCGCCGGCCGCGGCGACAGCGUCGAGAUCCCGGUGGCGCGGGCGCCCAACGAGCACUUCGGCAGCUCACGCAACAUGCUGGGGCCGGCGGUAGUUCCCGACCUGGACGAGAUCGUGUCCGUCGUGGACAACGACAGCCGGAGGUGAACGUGCAGAGGCGACAGGCUACACGCCGCGCCGGCAUGCCGUGCCGGUGCCAGCCGGGGACAUUGCUGGUGUCCGCCGGGGCUCUGUGCAUCUGGGCCGGGAGGGAGGACGUACCGCCUGGUUGCGCAGGCGGGCGCGCUCGUCUCGUGCACGCUGACGGACGCUACGCGCUGUAAUGUCACGGCUUCCCUGUAAACGGUACGACCGGACAGGACGCGUCUCCGGCCGGCUGUCGCGACAUGUCAUGUGAGACGCAUGCUACAAAGGUCGUUGGCCUCCCUCGUCGUUUCUGCGUGAUCCCUCCGUCGCUAGCGCUCGAUGCUGCUCAUGAGCGAGUGAAUGAUUUACAGGCAAAACCAUUUUUCCUUUGUCCUGAUCGGACACCCACGUCGUCCGUGCGGCACAGCAGCCCAACACUUCGGCCUUUCCCACGAAUGACUGACCACGGGGCUACGCCAUUCUUGUACUUCCUCCGUUCCUAUUCCUAAAUUUUUUUUUUAGAGAUUCAAAUAGACUACUACGUAGGAUUCAUUUAGACAUAUUUUAGAGUGUAAAUUCACUCAUUUUACUUUGUAUGUACUCAUUUGUUGAAAUCU
Triticum aestivum (bread wheat) is the source of this 2429-nucleotide messenger RNA. Its product is annotated as MLO-like protein 13. The transcript has 14 exons. Gene Ontology annotation, biological process: defense response. The record is from RefSeq and is a predicted model, not a curated record. Lineage: Eukaryota; Viridiplantae; Streptophyta; Magnoliopsida; Poales; Poaceae. Bases 310 to 1833 code for a protein of 507 amino acids. Gene Ontology annotation, cellular component: membrane.